Molecule: messenger RNA, 2607 nt
Organism: Eremomyces bilateralis CBS 781.70
Lineage: Eukaryota; Fungi; Ascomycota; Dothideomycetes; Eremomycetales; Eremomycetaceae
Exons: 2
Coding region: 1-2607 (868 amino acids)
Source: RefSeq, a predicted model, not a curated record
AUGGACCAACACCAAGAACACAGGAACGAAGGCGACUUAUAUGAAACUCUGCCGUUGAACCCGUUCGAAAUUCGGAUGUUAGUGUUAGAACCGGCUACAGAUCAAACGGGCAGGAUCGAAUGCAAGCUGGAGUGCUGCCCACUAGCUCCCGACCUUUUUUCUCGUAUCUGGGAAAGCGUCUCAUACACCUGGGAUAGUCUAGUUGGGACAGAAGGGAUUCGGGUCAAUGGGUUUCGCCGCCUGGUUACACCAAAUCUAGCAGCAUUCCUACGUCGUCGUCGAGACUCGAAAAACAACAUUACGCUCUGGGUAGACGCGAUCUGUAUUAAUCAAGCAAACUUGAAGGAAAAAGAACGACAAAUACCUAUGAUGGGAAUGAUCUAUGCCGCGUCACCUCUACUCAACAUUUGGCUGGGACCUGAGCAAGACGAUAGUGAUAUGGCAAUGGAUGAAUUAUGGAACUUAGGUUCGGGCUCGCCGUACGAUAAAAUGCCUAUUCUCAGCGGGAGGACUUUGAAAGCGCUAGAACUCCUCUUGAGUCGUCCAUGGUGGUCAAGAGUAUGGAUCUUACAAGAAGUUCUUUUUGGUGCAGCGGGGCGCAAAUUGGGGGAAGCUAGAGUGUGGUGCGGGAGCAUGAAUAUUCCAUGGCUGCAUGUAACAAUCGCUGCGGUACGGAUGCAGUCACACAAGGAUGAUAUGAGACAAUAUUUUCCCGCGAUCGAUAACAUCCUGGUUCUAGAAAGCCUUCGUGAUCAAGCCGGGAGUCGGGUCACCGCUGCCGCCGGGGCCGCUAGCCGGGAGGCAAUCCUGGAACUUGUUUCUCGCUUUCGAGGAUUUCGAUCCACUGAUCCGCGAGAUAAGAUAUACGCCCUGCUAGGGAUGCUCUUUAGGGAGGCCGGCCGACAAUUCACAGAAAUAUCGCCUACUUAUACCGCCACUGUAGAAGAUGUUUUUACUUCCUUCGCCUUAUACAUGCUCCAGGGCGGUUCUAAGUUAAGCAUUCUUCGCCAAUGCCAUGGCCACUUGAUUAAAGGGCUGCCUUUGUGGGUUCCAGAUUGGUCGUUCUCCUCUUCGGCUUUGCCCUUACCAAGCAAAUGCUCCACUUUCAGACCAAAUGCACCAUGGUGGACUCAGUCGUUCAAAGACCCUGAUGAUAAAGACAAGAAUAUGGAGAUGCGCGGCAUUCGGCAGCUGCGAGUCCCGGGCUUUUUCGGAAACGAUCAAGAAAGAGAGAGCGAAGAAAUCCGCCGAUUCAAGGAACUCAGACUUGCAUCUGGUGGUAUUCGUAUGGUAGGGUCAAAUGAUAGACUGCCGAAAGCAAUGGAAGGGUUAGGACCAGAGGCGCAGGAUCUUGCGAAAAAGUUAAUUGCUUCUAAAUCACUUCUGUGUUUUGAUGCCAGCGAAGACUUGUAUGGAAAGCGUUUCCGGGAAUAUGAAGAUAAGGAUGCAUCAAAGCAAGGAGAGGAAGGUGUUGCUUCAGCGAUCUUAAGAUUAGGAGAACGAGCAACCCAAAGACGGGAGAACCUGGCUGUAUUGGACGCUUUGUCACCAGCGGAGCAGUCGUUCAUGGCAGCAGCGCAAACUAAGCCACUGGUCCAAAACCUUGACUCAAGAACGCUUGCAGCGCAGGGAUUCCUAUGGGAUAUCAUUGAUGAAGUUUGUGAUGUCUUCCCAGCCAGUGUCGAUGCUGAUUGGCAAGAUGCCACCCGAUUCAUGGUCAGUGUUGGAAGGUGUAAGGAAAUGGCGCUCAAGAAUCCGGCAACUAAAAAUCCUUACUACUCUCCUGAUGGAAAGUGUGAAGCAUUCUGGUUAACUAUGUUUGCUGGGCAAACCGAGCGGCGAGGUGAUUUUGGGAAGAUGGAGGAUAUGAGACCUCUCAUGCGAUUCGAGCACUGGCUACCCGAAGUGCCCGAGCAUUGGCUGCCCACAGAACCACGAGUGACUGUGACUUCGACUGGUCGACUAGCAGUGGCAGAUUUCAGCCGUAGGAGCAGCAUAGCGCUGACGGAAUACAUUCGGUCCAAACUUGGGUCUGAUAUAGAAAUCCAGUCGGAUAUGCCAGGUGUUGAGAUGCACCAGAAUCUACUCCCUAAAGAAUGGACUGCGGAAGACGUGGAUUUACACAAGAAACAAUUCAACGACUUGGGAUCACUUUGGCAAGAGCAGCCUUAUGACCUAUAUCACCUCCCCUUCAAUUUACCUAGCACCAUACCCGAUCCGUAUUGGGAGGUGCGAGCACAAGAGGAUAGUCUGGCGCUCCUGAAAAAUAGAGAGUACUCAAAACCGAUGGAGAUUUUCUAUGGUGUGAACCACCAACUGCUAAGCACACCGGAAAUGCAAGAGAUUACGGAUCAAGAAUUGAAGAAAUCAGAAGGAAGUUUUUUAAUUACAAAAGAAGGUUACUUUGGUUUGGCUCCAAAGGAAGCCAAGACAAGAGAUCGAGUAAUUGUUCUGUUCGGGUUAGAUGUGCCUCUAGUCUGUAGGAAGAACGAGAAUUCUGGCUACAAAGUUGUUGGUGAAUCAUACGUCCAUGGUCUCAUGAGCGGCGAGUUGAUCGAGAAAUGGGAGAAUGGGCAGAUCGAAGCCGGUACAAUCAGUCUGCAAUAA